CAAACCAUUGCACUUUUGUUUGUUGUAUGCACUUGUUGGUUUGCUCGUAUUUUUAAUUUAAUUUCGAAAAAAACUAAUUUGAUGUGGAUUGUGAAUAAAUAACCAUUGAUGGCUUCGAUGUGGAACCAAUAAUUAUCAUUCUUCUCUUAGGAAAUGGAUGAGUGGUGAUUUAGAAAAAUGGAUAUAAAGAAGAAAGGAUUGCUGCAACAGCACCAGAAAGAUGUAGUUAGAGAUCUAGACAUAGUGUACAUUAUAGAUGAAUUAUUUACCAACGAAGCCAUAUCCAAAGAGGAUUUCGAUCAUGUCUUUACCCUGACGAGCCGCGCAGAACGCACCCGGUACCUAAUCGACACCCUGAUCCAGAAUGGCACCAACCAUUCCUUCGAAGUGUUCGUGGACACUCUACAGAAGGACCACCGCUGGCUGUGGGAGAAGUUCACUAUAGACAACAUGAAGAACCCUGACUUCAAUGACAGCUUCGAGGACAGUCUGAGCCGCGGGGAUGUGCCCAGACUGCCCGACCACUAUGUGCCGAGGAUGAAAGUGGAGCAAGAAGUGGCAGCCAAGUUGAAACUCCUGUCUCGGCACAAGAUUCUGACUCUCCACGGCAUGUCGGGUUCUGGCAAAACGUGUGUGGCCAUCGCAGCACUGAGGAAUAACCCGGAGUUGAUCACUAACAACUUCAACGGAGUCGUCUUCUGGCUGAACUUGGGCAAUGUGAAGAGUGAGGAUGAUGUCUUCUUGCAACAGAAUAAGCUCCACCGCAAAGCGUCAUCAAUGUACACGCACCGAGACAGCACUUUCAUGAACAGCUCAAUAUCCAUGUCCAGCAUCGGCUCAAACAACGACAGCCAUUCCCUAGCCAGCUACGAGUGGUGUAGACAAGACCUUAAAGACACACUCAAGUCCGUAUUCUCUGAGCCAGCGUUGAAAGACUGUCUGCUGGUCAUUGAUGAAGUGAAUGAGAAGCGAUGUGUGGACGCCUUCGAUAUUGGAUGCAAGAUGCUGGUCACGACUAGGGAUACGGACGUUGUGGCCAAUUUUCAUCCGCAGAUUGUUAAGAUAGAAAACCACUUCGAAGAGAAGGAAUCCCUGCAGCUACUAGCUUCAUGCCUCGACAUCGACGUGUCUCAGCUGCCGCGACAAGCCAGGAAACUCAACGAGAUCUGCAAAGGAAGCCCGUUUCAUAUAGCGCUGCUUGGGGCUCAACUGUGCGAGAAUAAGGAACGACUGAUUCAUGACACGAGUCAUUGGAAUUUCUAUAUCAAUAAGCUGGCUAAGAAGGAUUUCUUUUUUAGCCUAUCAAGACACUCGGACAACCCGAUGAAGACAAUAGAAAUGUGCAUCAACUCUCUCAAACCGCACAUCUUGCCGCUAUUCAAAAUGCUAGCGAUUCUGCCCGACAACGUGAAAGUAUCCGCCAAAGUACUCAGCAAACUGUGGGACAAACCAACCACUGACGUCGAGGUCAUCAUGAAGCAACUCCGAAGCAAAUCCCUGAUCAUUGAGAGCUACAAUCAAGAACUAAGGAACUACAGCUACGAAGUGCAUGACCUAAUCAUGAAUUACCUCCGAACAUGUCUGAGUGACGAUGAGAUUAAAAAGCUGCACGUUGAGUUUUUGAAAAGCUACAACUAUGAUACGCUGGAUACUUGUCCGCUGGAGUUAGUAGAUGAUGGUUAUAUAGCGUUCUAUAUCGGCCAUCACAUAUUUCACACGGCGGAUCUGCAGAACAAGUGGAAUUUGUUCAGGUUGUAUUUGAAUCUGAAGUUCUUGGGCAAUAAAGUGCGACUGACGGGUCCGGCUGACGCCAUCACGGACUUUCAAAAGUACGAGGCCUAUAUAGCCAGGGGUUUGCAUUCGGAGAUAGAUCGUGAGCUUCUUCUGCACAUCAAGGCGUACCUGAGCACUCACGGCAACGAUCUCUACCGCUAUCCUUGCACCGAUAUAGUGCAGAGCAUACUGCAACACGAGUCCAAGGGAAUACUCUACAGCAAGGCGUGUGAGAUAGCGCAGGACAACUGUGCCAAGAAUGAGCUUUACUUUGAGUUGCUCCAUGAACAAAAUGUGGACGAAGUGAAACAUUCGACGAUCGAUGUCAAAGAGCCUGUCAACUGUGUGUGCUUCCUCGGAGAUUAUGUGCUUGUGGGGACCACUACCGGAGUCAUCAAGGUGCUGCUAACACCGUUACAGUUUGGUCGUUGUUCCAGAAUAGAUAAGUUUGUAUUCCACAUCCCGACAAACAAGCUGAAGAAAGACCUGCCCAGUUCCGGAGACCCCAUCAAGUGGAUGGCCAAGUGUCCGUCAGACGCGCUCAUAGUGGCUGCCUUGAAUAGUGACGGAGUCGUGAAGAUAUGGUACAUGGAUGAGCUAGAGAACGAUAUACAUGACCUGUCCGAUAGCAAUACUAUUGAUGAAGAAGAGGCAGAAGAGAGCAUAUUAUACGACAACUACACGCCACCGCCACCCGUCACUAUCUACCCUAAACUCGGGCCUUUCAUCAACUGCCGAUGGGCCAACAACGAAGAAAUGAUCAUCACACACACAACCAAAAUGAUCAUCUUAUACGGCAUAGACGGAACUGUGAAGAAAGUCCUCGAUAGCUUCGAAAGGGAUAAGGAAAUCAUAACUUGUAUUCCGUCCAAUGAUGAUAGACAUUUGAUGGCGGUUACUGUGAUGAAUUCUACACACUAUGUGGAAGUGUUCGAUAUGAGGACGCGAGAGAAACUGAUGUCGUUUGAAGAGAAUAUUCCUAUUAUGAAUAUUUUGAAUGUUCCUGGCACCAACAGACUCCUAGUACUAAACGAAAGAGAAGUACUAGAACAUCAGUUCAAAAUCCAUCCGUACUCAACGAUGGCCUACAACACAUUUACCAGCAAGAAAAUCAUAUCCAGUAACGAAAUAAAAGAGAAUCUGCUCUUUAUAUCGGCCAUUGUGAACAAAUCUGGGACGCUAUUGUUCAUAUCGACUAAUGACAGUCGCGUUAUCUGCAUCGAUCUCAAGACUAACACUUAUGUGUUUGAUUUGGAUAAUAGGAGAGGCAACGUAGUUUCUAUGGGAGUGAGCGAAGUCUGGUACGACGACUUCGUGCCGGGCUCGGACGUGUUGCUCACCGGCACCGGGUCAGUGGAGCCCUCGGUCAAGGUGUGGUACCUGGACGCGGCCUACGUCGCCAUGACCACGAGGAGACACAGAAAAGUCCGCUUGACCACAAACUUCGACGUCAGCUUUCUGUCAAGCGUGUCACCAGUAACACCUUCCGGCCACGCCACGCCCCCUAGCGACCAGCAAAGCCUAAGCUCCACCCCCAAACGACACCAGUCUUUCAUCUCAUACAACGAAGUGGAAAAGAAAAGGACAGCGAAGAAGACUAUGAGUCUAGAUCGGCAUUCGCUGAAGCCGCUCAAUUUGAAAGGCAUUUGCAAUGGUAAUGAUGAAUGUGGCAGUCUUCCACUGUUGGCCGUUGUUGAUGACAAGAAUAAUAUACAGAUAAUCCGCGGAAGAAAAGUCCUCACAGAAAUAACAUGCACAUCGGACGACAAAAUCACCACAGUUAAACUCUCCCCGUGCAACCAAUACGUCAUAUACGGACUACAAUCUGGCACUGUCAAGAAAUACAUCCUACGCUCCAAAGAGACAAAAAUUAUCACAGACGUGGCUAGUACAGUCCAGUACCUAAGCUUUGUCACGCCGACUUUGUUGAUGGUUGCGGGUAAAAACAAGUGUCUGAUGGCGUAUUGGCUGGCCAGUGACGGGGAGUGGAAACUGGAGAUGCUACAGAAGGGCAGCAUGAAUCUGGGAUCGCAGGAAAUCUUGAACGAUAUUCAAGGCAACAAAAAGAAGAACGGCCAGCCCGACACAGUGUCCCACAGCGGCAGUGAAGACAGUUCCAAGGAGCGGCUGUUCCCGCACGAGCGGCCGCGGCUCAGCGCCGGCAGCGGGCUCGUGCGCUGCUUCUGUGCCGCCGCCAGCGUGCUCACUGUCGAGAACAACGCCACGGUGAAGCUAUGGAGUUCCGAGAUGAAGUUAAUCUGCGUACUGAACGGCCGGCAAUCUGAUGUUUUCAUCAACUGUGCUGCCUUCCAGAAGAAUAUACUCGUCAUUUGUGAUGACUACGGGAAAUUCCAGAUAUUCCAACUAAGAGAAGACGAGUCUGGCGUGUCCUUACGUACUCUUCACGAGAACAAAGUGAACAACAAGAUAGUGUCGUGUGACCUCACUGCGGACGGACUGGUGCUGGCACUCGGGCUCGACUCGGGCGAUGUCGUGAUAUGGAACGUGCCUAACAAGUGCCAGCUGUACUACCUCCGCCACCACAAGUCCAAAGUGCAGACUUGUUUCUUCUCUCCCGUCCCCGACAAGUUGUAUCGAAGCAACAGUACCGCCCAGUCGCCUGUAGUUGGACAACCGAUGCUGAACUAUUCCAGUGCUAGUGUGGAUGAGGAACAACCCCCGUUGGUGCUGGUUACCAUGGCAACGGAAAUCGUGUGGUGGAAUGUGACUUAUUUGAUGAAGAUGCGCUCGCAGAACAGGAAUUCUUGGAGAACACGCGUGAACGUGCUAACCCCGCUCGCGAGCCCGCUAGACAACCGCAACGACAUCACCACGGCGCUCGGCAACCUCAGUCUGAACAGACCUAACAACUACUUCUUUGGAGAAGGGGAUCAAAACGCGCACGGCUGUUGGGAGGCGGUCUGGAAGAAUAAAUGUUGCAAGGAAGGCUCGAAGAGGAAGGAGAUACUAGCGUGCAUCAAGCUGUCAGGAAUGAACGCUAAGAAGCUGUGUCACGACGAUAAGUUCUGCUGUUUCGUCACCGUGGACAACCCCGGACAUAUCCACAUUAUGAACGUCAUGAAACCCAAUAACUGUUCAUAGCACACACUGCCACACGCAUUUAGCUGGCUGCCUAAAGUCUUAUGGCAUAGCCUAGCGUUUUUCUUAUAGCAACCAUUUUAAGUAAAAAGUUCUAUUGAACGGGCGAAGACUUAUGCGGAAAGGUGCAUGGAAUGAAAGUGAUAUGGAUAGUAGAAUUUGGAAUGAUUGGACAUUAACCCUCAAUUAGAGAUUACUAAAAUCUUCUUUAGAUCCAAGCAUUAGAAGAGGGUAAGACUGGGGAUAAUGCGAAAAUCAAUUAAUAUAUGUGCAUGUUCCAACAUUUUGUUCAAUCAAAGCCAGAUUGUAUACGAAUGUAAUAUUUUAUAGUAUAGAUUAAUUAUCUGUAGAUCAAAUUUAAUAAUUGUAAGUACAAUGCGUUUAUAAUAAUGGAUCAAUUUAAGCAAUUUCAACUGCCAGUUGCAACUAUGAACAAAUAUUACUCUACUUAAGUAACCUCUUGCUCUCAAUGUGCAUUUCUUUAUUUUACUUAAUGAGUAAUCGCUUCUUUGUCAUCUAUUGAUACAACGAAAUAUUAUUGCUCACUAUUCUAAAAGACAUUGUGAUAUUUUUAAGUUGAUGCUAAAAUACGGUGCCUUUUUUGGUUAAUGAUAUAUUUAUUACCGACAUGCGGUCUAAUUAUAUUAUUCAGAUUAAAACCCAAGUUUAGUUGAUUUAAAGUAAGGUUGUUCUGCUUUUGUAUUAGAUUUACAAGUACUUACCCACCAUAUGAUAUUCUUAAGCAUAUAAAUUAGGAGGACUUAUUGAAUUCAAGGGGACUUCAAAAAUGUAAUACUUUAUAUUUAAUACCAAUUAUUUGAUAUUUAAAUUCAAAAUAAAUUUUACGGUAAACUUAAACAUUUUUAUAAAUCAAUUGUAAUGUAAAAGCUUUCUGAUGAUGCCUACCUACUGCCAGGGUCCUGAACUGAGUCAACUAAUGAACGGGUAUAUUCUAAUAAAGCCAUGGUGCUGCAAUCUGCAAUUAGCCUUCACUGGCCAAGCCCAUAUACAAUUUUACUUUGAAACAAAGUAAGUCCAUGUACUUUAAUUUGUCAUUGCUAUAUGUACUAUGCGCUAAGUUUUUGGCACUGUGAUAUCGUUAGCAUUAUUCACUGUGCCAUUACUUGUAAAUAUCGUAUAAGUAGAAACUUUCAUACUUUAAUUAAAAUAGUAUCCAAUGAAGGAUCUCUAUAGUUUAAGAUGUUAUGCAUAAGAAAUCGUGGUGCUAUAUAAAAUCAAUUAUAUGGAUAAUCGAAAUUAAGUGAUGUGAUCUAUAAAUGAGUGCACAAAUUAUAGAAAUAUUUUUAGUCCGUGGAUCAUCAAAAAUGUCAAUGCUCAAUUACGCAUUUUAAUUACUCGUUCCUAUUUUUUAUCAGUUUACAAUACAUUUAAAUAGUAUGAAAAAAUAACAGAUGUCUUAUUCUUGAAUUAUGUAGCAAUAAUGUAAGACUUAACACAUUUAAUUAAAUUCGUAAAUUUAUAAAUAUUUUAUUACAAUUUUUAAGAUGUUUAUUUCAAUACUUAUGUAUGUUUAGUAAAUAAAGUUAUAUGAUCAAACUUGCAA
This is a messenger RNA of Plutella xylostella (diamondback moth), 6436 nucleotides long. Lineage: Eukaryota; Metazoa; Arthropoda; Insecta; Lepidoptera; Plutellidae. The record is from RefSeq and is a predicted model, not a curated record.